Messenger RNA from Nipponia nippon (crested ibis), 1849 nucleotides. The record is from RefSeq and is a predicted model, not a curated record. Lineage: Eukaryota; Metazoa; Chordata; Aves; Pelecaniformes; Threskiornithidae.
GCAGAGACUCCAACCGUCAUGUUAAGGUAAAGCAGAAAAGUGCAGUGCUGAACAUGCUAAAGAAGUUGGACAAAAUAAGGUUCAGAGGUCACAAGAGAGAUGAGUUCCUUGAUUUAGCAGAGUCUCCAAAUGCUUCAGACACUGAAUGUGGAGAUGAAAUCCCGGUCAAAAUACCUCGAACAUCAACUCGAGACAAUGAAGAGCUGAGAGACCCUGCUGGUCCAGGGACCAUCAUCAUGGCUUCAGGAGUCCAGGAUUUUAACAGAACAGAAUCUGACAGACUGAAUGAGAUCAAAGGUCACCUGGAAAUAGCCUUACUGGAAAAACACUUUUUACAGGAGGAGCUCAGGAAGCUGAGAGAAGAAACAAACGCUGAAACAUUAAGGCAGGAGCUAGAAAAGGAACGGCAGAGGAGAUUAGAACUAGAGCAAAAAGUCAAUGAAGUACUUAAAGCAAGGACAGAAGAGGUGCCUGCAGCUCAGCAACCUGCAAAGCCACAGACGCAAGCCAACGGAACAGAUAAGCGUAGUCACACAGUCUGUUCGAGACUCCAGAAGUGGUUUUGUGACAAAUUUGGGGAGUAUGUUGAGGACUUCAGAUUUCAGCCAGAAGAGAAUACAGUGGAAACAGAAGAGCCACUUAGUGCUAGAAGGUUGACUGAAAAUAUGAGAAGAUUAAAGAGAGGUGCCAAACCUGUUACUAAUUUUGUGAAGAAUCUUUCUGCCUUAUCAGACUGGUAUUCUAUCUACACUUCUGCUAUUGCCUUUAUUAUUUACAUGAAUGCUGUAUGGCAUGGCUGGGCCAUUCCUAUGUUCUUAUUUUUAGCAAUUUUGAGGUUGUCCCUAAAUUACCUCAUAGCCAGGGGUUGGAGAAUACAGUGGAGCAUUGUGCCUGAAGUUUCUGAACCCGUGGAACCCCCAAAAGAGGACCUGACCGUGUCUGAAAAGUUUCAGCUUGUUCUAGACGUGGCUCAGAAGGCGCAGAACCUUUUUGGCAAGAUGGCAGACAUACUGGAAAAAAUCAAAAACUUGUUCAUGUGGGUUCAGCCAGAAAUAACACAGAAGCUCUACAUUACUCUAUGGGCAGCUUUUAUUGCAUCCUGCUUUUUGCCCUACAGGAUUAUUGGGCUUGCAAUGGGACUCUAUGCUGGAAUCAAGUUUUUCCUUAUUGAUUUUAUCUUCAAACGAUGCCCCAGACUAAGAGCUAAGUAUGAUACUCCUUACAUCAUCUGGACAAGUCUCCCGACAGAUCCUCAGCUCAAAGAAAGGUCUAAUGCUACAGUGUCGAGACGGCUUCAAACAGCAGCAUCCAGAAGUUACGUGGGCUCAAGUGCCCCAACCGGCAUAAGCAAAGAUGAAGACACAAGUCGUUUUCAUACCACCAAGAGGGGGAAUUUCCAUGAAGUUUUUAACUUGUCGGAAAAUGAGCGUCCUUUGGCAGUAUGUGAAAAUGGUUGGCGCUGUUGCUUGAUUAACAGAGAUAGGAAGAUGCCUACAGACUACAUCAGGAAUGGAGUUCUUUAUGUCACAGAAAAUUACUUAUGCUUCGAAAGCUCCAAAUCCGGCUCAUCUAAAAGAAAUAAAGUUAUAAAGCUAACGGAUAUAACAGAUAUUCAGAAGUAUAAAGUGCUCUCUGUUCUCCCGGGAUCAGGGAUGGGUAUUGCUGUAUCAACACCAUCUACACAAAAACCUUUGGUGUUUGGUGCCAUGGUACACAGAGACGAAGCUUUUGAGACAAUUUUCAACCAAUAUGUGAAAAUAACCUCUGCAUCAUCAAGCAGUGAGAGCUAGUAUCUUAUCUUAGAAGAUCUAAAGGAAACUUUCUUAUUUUACAACUUGGUAGUGAAAAA